Molecule: messenger RNA, 4189 nt
Organism: Astyanax mexicanus (Mexican tetra)
Lineage: Eukaryota; Metazoa; Chordata; Actinopteri; Characiformes; Acestrorhamphidae
Gene: fam78aa
Product: family with sequence similarity 78 member Aa
Exons: 2
Coding region: 932-1720 (262 amino acids)
Source: RefSeq, a predicted model, not a curated record
AGCUGAAGUAUUGCAUUACACGCCUAUAACAGGAGCCGCGAGCCCGAGCGGCGCGAGCUGCCCCGGAUUUACCCUCUCAGACAUGAAGAGAAAGAAGCAGAAAAGAGCGGGUUAUUAUUCACCCGCAGCCUUCUCUAAUACCUGAGGAGAGAGCGCGGAGAGUGAGCUCGAGCGCACAGUGAGGGGCAUGCAGGUGGGCUUCGGUCUGCAGGGGGUCUGCUCUCUGUUAUAAUGAGUAUUUAUGAAGCUGAGGAGCUGGAGAACUCAAUUCAUUGGUCCUUCGUGUUGAGUGGAGAAUAGUCUUACUACACUGCCUGUGCUUCUGAGGUUAUUAGUGGAACUGGACGUUUGUUAUGCCUUACUACUGGAGUUACUGGAGUUACAGGUGUUACUGGGACAUUUGCAUAUGUGAUAUAUAUUUUAUUUGUAAUUUAUUAGAAGCUCAGAUGAACUGACACUGUGUUUUUUACCAUUGCUGUCUUAUAAUCACCAGAAUUUAUGAUUAUUUCUUUAAAAACACAAAUUAAGUGCUGUUAAGUCAUUGCACUUGUUUUCUAUUGUAUCUUUAGACUGGUUUUACAGGUCUUAGGGAAGGAAGGUCACUGGAGCUUGUUCUUGCUAGUGUAAAUAGAGUAAAGGAGCACGUGUUGACCAGCUAUGGAGUCCCAAACACAGCAAGUAUGUCAUUGUAGCUAACUUUAAAUGCCACAAUAAUUUUUAUAGCCAUAAUAAUAAACUGAAUUCUAAAUUCUGAAUCAAAGCCUUAUCUUGGCAGCCCACGUUAAAACCCAUUGAUCUAAACAUCUCACUUAUUUGUUGAAGACUGGUGAAAAGAAGAAGUAUUCUUCUGAACCAAAGAUUUGUCUUAUUACAAGGCUCUUCUGAUCCUAUGCAUGCCACCCCAUUGUAAGACUGAUGGGUGCCCAUCACCAUGGGGUGCAUCCAGAGUGUCCGACCCAAGCCCAAUUUCCACGAAAACCUUACAGUCCUAGAACUGAACACCUCAAUCGACUCCAACCCCACUGUCAUCGACGAGUCGUCCAACGUGGUACUGCGAUACCGCACUCCCUACUUCAGAGCUACCGCACAGGUGCAGGUGCCACCGGUGGUCCGCAAGGAGAUCUGGACCGUGGGAUGGAUACAGGCUUGCAACCAGAUGGAUUUCUUCAAUUACUAUGGAGAGGAAGGAAUAUCGAGCUGGGAGCUGCCUGAGCUGCGAGACGGACACAUCCAAGCCAUCAGCGACUCAGACGGUGUGAACUACCCGUGGUACGGCUGCACCACUGAGAUGUACACCAUCGUGGGGCCCACCAAGAGGAGCACCACCCUCACCGUCAGCAUGAACGACAACUUCAGCCCCAGCGUGACCUGGAGCGUCCCCACUGGAACCACCAGCAGCCCACCGCUCCUCAGCUCCAUCCAGAGGGACCAGCGCUUCACCACCUGGCUGGUGGCUAUGAACGAGGCCACGGCCGAGAUGGUGCUGCUCAGGACUGUCCGCUGGAGGAUGCAGCUGGCUAUCGAGGUGGACCCGGAGAAGCCCCUCGGCCAGAGAGCCCGUCUGCUGGAGCCUCUGCUUCAAGAGCAGCCAGAGAUCUUGGCUAAGAACGAGCCCAUUCCACCCAAUGCCUUGGUCAAGCCUAACGCCAACGAUGCUCAAGUGCUAAUUUGGAGGCCUAGAAAGGGGGAGCCUAUUGUGGUCAUCCCCGCCAAGUACUGACCUACAAGGUUGUGGAAGGUUGUGUACAAAGAAGACAAUGCACUGAUUGAGGUAGAACAUGAGGUAUAAGGUUUAGAGCUAGAGAUAUACUUGCUGUUUGGCUGUACGUUCACGUAGACCAUGUUGAUGCUGCUGAGAACCUGCACCUUGCAUAUGUGUUGCAUUCAUUUUUAAAGGGUGCGCACAACCGACGCACCAAACGAUGCACAAACAAUACGUCAAUAAGGCAUCCGUAUAUGUGUUCACAAACUGUUACAUUCUUGCAGCAAAUAUAUCUUUAUAGCUUUAGAAUGUACUGUAGCAUUUUAGAAUUGAGCAAAUCCUUUGAUUUACACUGUAGCUCUUUGGAUCGGAUUCACAGACAGGGAUUAAGCCUAGAAAAAGACUGUGCUUUCCUUUUAAUCCUUUUUAAUCGAAAAUCUCCAUUCAUAAUGCAGCAUAGUCCAAGACUUAAAACUAGGCUUAAUCCCUGUCUGUAAAACUGACUCUUUUUUUGUAACACUUUUUUUAUUAAAAACAAGUUACAGGGUUUAGACAAAUUCAAGUAAAAAUGGAAAAAGCUAUUCUAGCUAUACUUUAACAUCAAAGAAAGCACCAGUGACAAAACUGGUGAACAUCUUAACAGAUUUGUGUUGAUUAUUGGGGAAAAAUAGUGCAACAAUUUCUUUCUUUCUGAGUUAGUAGAUGGCGCUAAUUCCUCUCAUCCCCAUUGUGACACUGGUCAGUACAGGCGUCUGUUGGCUGAUGUAUCAGAGCUGGGGAUUCGGCACUUUCCUCUAAAUGUGUUGGCCACCCAGUGAUGCUGCUGCAUUGGUUGCAGUUGAAAAACAUUUCUUUGUGGAAAACAUAAAGAGCCCUAUCGCACACGCUGCCCAAAAUGUGUUGCGAUGCUCGUUGCUAUCUUACACCCCCUCAAAAGUCUAUUUUUACGCCUUGCACCCAUGCUGUUAAAAUAGUGUCUGAGUUUAGGAAUAAAUCUACACUGAUGGGUGUGGUGGUCUGGAAGUGAUGUGUGUUAAGGUACAUUUCUGGAAAAUACAGGAGCGCCGCUGACUGAUUAAAACCCUGUACUCAACUAUGCAAUGAUACAUACUCACAUACAGUCCGUUUUGAGUGGUUAUAAUGGACAAUGUAUCCCAUACUGCAAUGCAAAACGGAACGGUAGCAAUGGGAGUGGCUUAUAUCUCAACACAAACUGUAAAACAAGGUGCUAACCCUCAUUUCUGGCUACUAAUCUAUUUUCUUUGAACAGGAUUGUACGUAAAUCUGAUUUUAGCAUUCUAGCCCAAUUUAAAAGUGUUACACAACAGUGUUUAAAACCUGAACACUUGAAUUUAAAGUGUGAAAGUAAGCAAGGAAACAGUAUUAUUAAGGAUAAUCUUCUUUAUUCAGUCAUCUUUUAUUUAUCUAUUUAUUUAUUUCACAAUAAUGCUACGUUUUGUUUUCAAGUUGGAUGUCUUUAGAGUUUAUCACAACUGGCUUGAUAAUCAUUUGAUAAUAUCAGUGUUUUAUGGUGAAUUCAACCAAAAUAUGCUAAUAGCAGUAAGUUUUUAACAUUCAGUUUGCCAGGUUAGCAUUGCUAGGAAUACCGAUUGAUAUCAAUACAUUAUAUGGUAUUUUUCGCAUUUGAACACCAAUGAAAACAUGUCCACAGGUAGAAGUUAGACAGUACUCUGUGUACGACUGAUUUACUGAGACACAAACUGAUAGAAACUGUAUAAAACUGAUGCUUUUACUACUGUUGAUGUGCGGAGCAGCCAUCUUUGAUUGUGAACUCUGGGUUGAUGAGGUUCUUCUGACUUUCUGAGCAGGAAAUUCAACUUGUGCGGUGUUUCAGUUAAAAUUUCCUUCUUGAAAUCUUGAUGGAACACAGCAUUAAUACGUGAAAAAGUGGCCUUAGAUAUACCUCACUGUGCACCGUUUUGCCUUAAGAAUGUUUUUUGGAUGCAUGCGGUUUUGUGCAUGCAGUACUAGACUCUUUUUAAGACUGUGUGUUAAGUUUACACUGGAGUGAGAAAAAGUGUGAAGUUAAAAAGAAGAGUUUUAUUAAUGUUUUGGUAGUUGGGAGUGGCCUAAUUUUAAAGCUCAGAAAGUGAGGCCUUUUUAUUGUAUUUAUUUAUAUGUAUGUGGUGAUAUGAAGUAUCUCUGUUUUGAUGAGCAUCUCAUCUAAGAACAUGCACAGGUUUGUACUGCAUUACUCUGUUCACACCUGCUCACUUUAUAGGUUUUGAGUAUCAGGUUUAUAUCUGAAUGAGGAUAAACCACAUACAAAUACACACAAGUGUAAACACACCCAAGACCGUUUUAGACACAGAUACAAAUCUAAUCACUCAAACAAAUCUUUUUAGAAGGUGAUCUGAGACUCUGUUCACACAUUCCCACUUUAGUGGGUUUUCAAUAUUAGGAUUAUAUCUGAAUGAGGAUAUACCAUAUACAAAUACACCCAAGUGUAAACACACCCAAGACACU